ACAUUUACGAUUGGAAAUGACCUUUGACAUAUGUAUGACUCAAGGGACGUAACUACUUUGUACUUCCUGGUCAAAGUACAGUCGCGUGGUUUGUAUGCAUCAAAUUGUUGGUCGUUCAGUUCCCACAUCAAGUGUUCUUCAGACAAAAUGAGUGCUGAAUUUAACAAAGCCGCUGAGGAGGUGAAGAAACUGAAGAAUCGUCCAUCUGAUGCUGACAUGUUAGAAAUUUAUGCUUUUUACAAGCAGACGACUGUAGGUGACGUAAAUACAGAUCAGCCAGGUAUGUUGGACUUUAAAGGAAAAGCCAAAUGGAAUGCUUGGAAUGGGAAAAAAGGGAUGAGCAAAGAGGAUGCACAACAGAAAUACAUUGAUUUAGUAGAAGAGUUAAAGAAGAAAGAUUAAACAUUAGAAGAUUCUAGCAAUGCUGUCAUCUGUUUAGUUGUUGAUCAUCUGAAGAAUUCUUUUUAUGAUGUUACUGAUCAACAUAUUGAUUACUAGGAUUUCUAUCCCAGUGACAAUUUAUUUAUUUUAAUUUCUCUCCUUCAUUUUUGUACGUGUUACUACAGAAUGUGAUUCUGAAUCCCAUCAUGACAGACAUUUCACUCCAUUAAAAUAUUAACAAAAA
Gigantopelta aegis is the source of this 625-nucleotide messenger RNA. Its product is annotated as acyl-CoA-binding protein-like. Gene Ontology annotation, biological process: fatty acid metabolic process. The transcript has 5 exons. Gene Ontology annotation, molecular function: fatty-acyl-CoA binding. The record is from RefSeq and is a predicted model, not a curated record. The coding region runs from base 31 to 402 and encodes 123 amino acids. Lineage: Eukaryota; Metazoa; Mollusca; Gastropoda; Neomphalida; Peltospiridae.